CAACAAGGUUAAGAACCAUCGCCCUUGGCUGGAUCAUCAACAUGGAAACGGAGGUCGAAUUUCUUCGUGAUCAAGUCCGCAGGCUAAAUUCAUCUCUCAGCCAGUAUCAGCGUGAGGAGCAUGCACGCACCAAACCAUCUCAGAGAUACGAGGAAAAGAAGGCCCCUGGAGAUGCUCCCUGGCUCUCUGAUAGGAGUAUAAUGGCUCCAUUGAUAGCCGAGUAUGAUCAGCACAUUGAUGAAAUGUCUCAAAAGCUGCAGAAAUAUCAGGUGUCAAUGACAGAUGUCAAAGAAAGGUUGGCGACUGUUGUCCAGGAAAAUGAAAGGCUGCAUGCAGAACUCAGGGAAUCAGUUGAGAAGCAGCUUCAAUCACCCUCAAAGAUUUCUGGAGUGGAGAUAAGCACAGUGGAGAAGGAAGCAGUCGUUGAAAACCUCCAAGAACAAAUCAAGCUUUCGGAACAGGAGCGGAUGCAGGCCAUGGAGUUGUGGCAGACAGCAGCACUUGAGCUUGAUCGCCUUCAGGAGUUCUACCAGAAGAGUCUCACUGAUAAGCAGAGCACUAAUGCUAAAGAACAGCAACUCAAGGAUCAAAUCGUAGUUACCCACCAGCACACGCAGCAACUCCAAGUGUCCAAUCAAGAACUACAAUUGACCAAUCAGCAGCUACUAAAAACAGUGACAGAGCAGAGUACAGAGAUGGAGGGGCUACGGAGCCAGCUCAGAAUAACCAAAAGUGAUUUGGGGACGGCCACAACCAAAGUGGAAGAAAUGAACAAGCAGCUCCAGUUAGUUCAGCACCUGCUAAAGAGACAGGAGGAAGAGCUUGCCGAGGCUCGCAGCCGAGAGGAAGCGGCAGAGAGACAAAUUCAACAGCUUCAGUUAACCAUCAGUCAGAAGGAGACAAGGCUCAAAACAACAUCGCAGGAGGCAGAUGAUGUUCGAGGAGAACAAACUAUGUGGGAGCAAAUGUCAGGGAACUUUAAGGCCCGAUGCGCUACCUUAGAACAGGAGAAGUAUGAUGCUCUGGACAAAGUUCGAGAGAGUGUGCAGAUGGCUGAGGAGGCGGUGCUGCAGAAGAAUGAGGCUCUGUUAAGAGAGAAACAGAUGAUGGAGGAACUUGAGAAGACAAAGACGGUCAUUCCCCAGCUGAUUGAGGAUGCUGCAGUGCGCACCAGAAAAGAGGUAGAUAAUAUACGCAAGCAGUGCAAUGUUGAGCUCCGUCGUAUGGCUGAGGAGCUGUCAUUAUUCCAACUGGAGUGUGCAGAAAAAGAAUCUCAGAAUGAGAGGUCAAAGCGAGAGAAAAAAGCUUUAGAGGAAGAACUUGCAAAGGUAGUUAAGGAGGGUCGGGCAGAACCAGAGCUUGGGAAAUUUGAUGUCCUUCACCAGAGAUGUCUCACUGCAGAGAGGAUGAAAGAUGAAAUAAGCAUUACUUUACAAAGUACACAAAGCAAAUUAAAGAAGAUAGAAUUGGGCUACAACGAAGAAUUGUCCCGUAGUCAGGAAGAAGUUCAGCGACUAAAGGGCUCUUUGGCUGCAGCAAGAGAGGACUGUGUCAAAAUCAGUGACGAGCGACUCCAGCUGCAGCAGGAGAACUUUCAAAUACGCAGAGAGAUGGAUGAACUGCGUAAGGCCUCCUUGCUUGUCCAAAAGAAGGCCAAACAACAGGUGUCACAGAUGGAGCAAGAGUACAGCCUAAAAGAAAAGUCUCUUAGUGCACAGAUGAGUGACUUGGAGGAGAGCAGUCGCAACUCAAGUGCUGAUCUAAUGCGUCUUCUAACUGCACAAAACAAAAGUAUUCAGCGCUGGAAAGACGAGGGAAAGAACAUGGCCCAAGCCUUUGAAAUAAAAAUGAAAAAUCUCAAGGCAGAGCUGAAUCAACAUAAGCAGCGGUCACACGAGCUCGAGCUCCAGCUGGCUAAUAACCUAAAAAUUAUUGAAGAGUAUGGGAGACAGCUAGCAGAGUCUCAAGAGAAGUCCACUCGCCUUCAAAGACGACUAACUGAUGUUGAGCAACGUGCAACUACUGCUUCACAACAGAUUUCCCUUAUGGCAUCCAAGCAAAGGAAAACUUACUUUUGUGAGCCAAAGCAUGAAUGAAGGCAUUUUUCACAGAUCUAUUGGAACUGUGAUAGCUGUCAUUUUGUAACAUAUUGUUGAUUUGAUUUUGAGUUGUAAAGGUGCUUCAGGAAUGUUGGCAAUCCUCUAGUCCUCUGUUACUGGAACAUUUUCAGCAUUUCGAUAUUUUUAUUUGUGUGCAACUGUGUAUUGAUAUUUUGUAGUUUUUUUCCCCCAGUAAUGUUUCUAAUAAACAGUAAACGC
Syngnathus acus (greater pipefish) is the source of this 2318-nucleotide messenger RNA. RefSeq names its product sodium channel and clathrin linker 1-like. Gene Ontology annotation, biological process: clustering of voltage-gated sodium channels; cilium assembly. NCBI's taxonomy places the organism in Eukaryota, Metazoa, Chordata, Actinopteri, Syngnathiformes, Syngnathidae. The coding region runs from base 42 to 2096 and encodes 684 amino acids. The transcript has 21 exons. The record is from RefSeq and is a predicted model, not a curated record. Gene Ontology annotation, cellular component: centriole.